CAUCAACAGAUCCAGCUACUGCCUGCACAAUCGACAGAGAUUGCUUGUAAGCAAACGCAGGAUGGUCACAAUAGAACAAGCCAAGGAGAUCAUCUACACACUCUCAGAGAACUUCUCCAGCCUCUCACCUGACAGGCAGUGGAGCAGGGAGCCUCAAGAAGCGAGUAAUUACAAGCUAUUGGAGAGGAGUAGUGUACAAGGACUUAUUGAAGAAGCUGGUAAACUUUUUAAAGAUGAGGAAACACUCCUCAGACUCUCAGCUCCAAUAGUGGUUAUAGGUGACAUUCAUGGACAGUUCUGUGAUCUUGUUGACAUAUUCUCUUACACUAAUUCAGAGCAUUUGAUCAGAAGAGAAGGAGCAGCCACUACUAGUCAAGACAUACCAACUGAUCCUUCGCAUAAAGAAGAAGAAGGAUCAUGUCCUCCUUCACAAGUGUCUUGUCCACCAUUGCCAACACUAAUCAAUGGCUACUACAGCUUUGAUCCAAAGCCUCUGCAAGGCCACAACUCGAUAAAGAAGCCACAUUCUCCCUCUUACCUGUUCCUCGGUGAUUACGUUGAUCGAGGUUGUUACUCUUCUGAAUGUAUAUUGUUUCUCCUGGCACUCAAAGUGGCCUAUCCCUCUCGGUUUUUCAUGUUACGGGGGAAUCACGAGAGUCGCUGUAUGACUCAGUUCUCGUAUGCUGAGGGUAUCAAUUUCGCCGAAGAGUGUCAGAGUAAAUACGGGGAGGAGACUUAUGAAAGUUUCAUGAGGUGCUUCGAUAGUCUACCACUGGCAGCCAUUGUGGAGAAUAAGUUUGGCAAAUGGCUCUGCUGUCAUGGAGGAAUAGGGUCUAAAAUAAAGAGCCUUGGUUCCAUAGAGUCUUUGGAAAGGUUUAAAGAGCCUCCACUUAGCGGCCCAUUCUGUGACCUGAUCUGGUCUGAUCCAUUACUGGAAGAAGUUCUUGGAAGAAGGAUGUCUGACAAAGACUACCAGGAGUUUCUUGAAAUCGAUUACCUUCCGAAUCCACCCAGAGGCUGUUCCUGUUUCUAUGGUUACCUGGCGAUCACCCCUUUCCUUAAUAAUAACGACCUCCUGGGGAUCAUCAGAGCCCACCAGUGCAAAGAAGAGGGUAUUGGCUAUGCAUAUACUAACAACAGGAAGGAGUUGUUCCCGUUUCCAUUGGUUACCACAUUAUUCUCAGCCUCUAACUAUUGCGGAUCAUACACUAACAAAGGAGCCAUUCUCCUCAUAUAUACUGACGACAUUAAAGUAAUAAAGUACAGAAGCGGAGGAGAGACCUGGUGUGAGAAUGUGCCAUACUGUCCACCAGUAGACCCCACCAGUGUACCAGUAGACCCCACCAGCGUACCAGUAGACUCCACCAGUGUACCAGUAGACACCAUUAGUGACACUACCAGUGUUACAGCUACAGAUGUCGUAGCACCAAAGCCGCUGCCCUCAAUAAUAGAACCAAUUAACGAGGAGGAGGAGGAGGAGGGGGAGGAGACUCAGUCAAAGAAGGACCAAGUCUUCAGGACUCGCUCCGGAGCCAUGACUCAGGACAAACGACGGAACAGUCUUGACUUUCUACCACAGACCCCAAACAGGUCUCACUCAGUGUCACACCCACCCUCAGUACCUGUCACGAUAAAGAAGAGGACAACCUUGAGACGGAAGAGCAUGCACAUGAUAAGACAGGGCCACACCGGAGAGAAAGGUAGCGAAGAGUUUAGAGAAGCUCUGAAGAAAGAUGCCCAGCAUGAGAUGCACCCUGGCUGGAACAGUGUCAGGAAACUAGCCGGGGUUGUUGGUAAGAUGCAGGUUUUAAGAAAAAAGAAAAUUCUUGACGAGUCUUCUUCUGGUGAGGAGAGUCCACCCCCUUCCUCCGAAGGAUCCCGUUCACUCAGAAAACACUUCUCACAGACGCUGUUGGAUAAAGUUGGCAAACAAGACGAGACUCAAAUUAAGCUGAUAUUUCAGUCGAUUGACAAGAACAAUGACGGGCAGUUGAGCAUGACAGAACUACAGGACUUUGCCCUUCAAUUGGGCAUGGUACACUCAGCAACUGAUGAAGUAAGAAAAGAAAUGGAGAAACUCCUUAAUGAAAUGGACCAAGAUAAUGAUGGCCAUGUCAGCUUCGAAGAGUUCACGCAAUACUUAACUGCACUUUCACUACUGGAGGAGAACACCAUCUUAACCGAAGUGGCACCUACUACACCAGUGGACGUAGUACCUAAAGAAUCAUUUACUGAAAAAACAAAAAUAUUAAAUACUUAAAUAUCAAAAUAUUAUAAUUAUAAUCAUGUAUAGCAAUUAAAGUAUCAAUAGUACACAGUAUUAUUAUUAUUAUUAUUUAUUUUUAUUUCUGAAAUCAUGUGAGCUCAGUUUUGUCAUUUUAAAAUGAAAUUCUCGUCAUUUUUGAUUCGGA
Amphimedon queenslandica is the source of this 2411-nucleotide messenger RNA. RefSeq names its product serine/threonine-protein phosphatase 2B catalytic subunit 1-like. The record is from RefSeq and is a predicted model, not a curated record. The transcript has 11 exons. NCBI's taxonomy places the organism in Eukaryota, Metazoa, Porifera, Demospongiae, Haplosclerida, Niphatidae. Gene Ontology annotation, molecular function: calcium ion binding; calmodulin-dependent protein phosphatase activity. Gene Ontology annotation, biological process: calcineurin-mediated signaling. The coding region runs from base 62 to 2260 and encodes 732 amino acids.